AUGGGCAACAGCAAGUCAUCCGGAACAAAAGGGAGUUUUCCGAGUGUCCAAGAUUUUCGAUAUGUAAACGGUAGACGGUAUCAUAGUGAAUCAGAUACCCCCUAUAUAUUAUCUUCGGAUUUAGAGGAAAUUGAUCGACAGCAAUUGCAACAUUAUUGCUGUAAGCAUAUUUUCAGGAGUAAUGUGUCGGCUCCCGUAGAACAGAAGUUGAUCGAAGGAUCUAAAGUGCUGGAUGUUGGAUGUGGAACAGGCAUAUGGGUACUCGAAUUAUCCACCGAAUACCUAAUGUCGGAAUUCAUUGGGGUAGAUAUGUCGCCCGUGUUCCCAAUACAAAUCAAACCUUUAAAUUCUACCUUCAUCAAAGCCAACGUGCUACACGGGCUACCAUUUUCGUCAGAUGAAUUUGACUAUGUUCACCUUUCGUUCAUGAACGGUUGUUUUACCGAUGAUCAAUGGCAAAAUAUUGUGAUCCCCGAAUUAAUCCGUGUACUCAAACCUGGUGGGUGGUUAGAGCUCUAUGAUGUUGACGUCUUUACUCAUAAGGGCGGUCCGUUAAUUAACCGCCUUACCGCAAGCGUACAACAACGAAUAUCUAGUGUUGGCCUAAAUUCAAGAGCUCCCAAUCUAUAUAAACAAUGGGUAUCAUCUCAUUCGUGUCUCAGGGACAUUGAGGAAAUCGUGUUUUAUCCCUAUGUGGGAGAGUGGAAGGGCUAUGUGGUGGAUGGAGAUGAUGAUAACAUGGAUUUAAAUGGAAAGGAGAAUAUAAAGAGCAGAUAUGAUGUGGGACUUGGAAUACUGCUCAAAGAGAUGUUUAAAUUAUUUUAUAUUACUGAAUCGGAAAACUUGUCACAGUUCGCAGGGGUCUCAAAAGAGGAAUAUUUGGAAAUGGUAGAAGAAUGUUUUGAGCGGGAAAUGCCGGAAUAUGACUCGAGGGUGAAAUUUAUGAGAGUGAUAGAACCCAUAUUAUAUUUAGUAACCUGA
Acaulospora morrowiae is the source of this 981-nucleotide messenger RNA. NCBI's taxonomy places the organism in Eukaryota, Fungi, Glomeromycota, Glomeromycetes, Diversisporales, Acaulosporaceae. The record is from the annotation of a GenBank genome assembly.